GGCGUGCCCCGCGCCGGCGCUGGCUGUCUCUGGCCACGUCCCCGGGCCACGUCGCUCGGUGCCCGCUGCGCGCUCGCCAUCUUCGCCUCGGUCCCCGGCCCCUCUCCCGCCGCCAUGAACGUCUUCCGCCUCACCGGGGACCUCUCCCACCUGGCGGCCAUCAUCAUCCUGCUGCUGAAGAUCUGGAAGACCCGCUCGUGCGCCGGUAUAUCUGGAAAAAGUCAGCUUCUGUUUGCACUGGUCUUUACUACGCGCUACCUGGACCUCUUCACGUCGUUCAUUUCACUUUAUAACACUUCCAUGAAGCUCAUCUACGUUGCCUGCUCAUACGCUACAGUCUACCUGAUCUAUAUGAAAUUCAAGGCGACCUACGAUGGGAAUCACGAUACCUUUAGAAUUGAGUUUCUUGUGGUGCCCGUCGGCGGACUGUCUUUCCUUGUCAAUCAUGAUUUCUCUCCUCUGGAGAUCUUGUGGACUUUCUCCAUCUACUUGGAGUCGGUUGCGAUUCUUCCCCAACUUUUUAUGAUCAGCAAAACUGGGGAAGCUGAGACCAUCACUACUCACUAUCUCUUCUUCCUGGGCCUCUACCGUGCCUUGUAUCUCAUCAACUGGAUUUGGCGCUACUAUUUUGAGGGGUUUUUUGACCUCAUAGCCGUGGUGGCUGGGGUGGUGCAGACCAUUCUGUACUGUGACUUCUUCUAUCUGUAUGUUACGAAAGUACUCAAAGGGAAGAAGCUGAGUUUGCCAGCGUAAAGUGCCAAGGGUGGUCAUCCUGGAUGCGUAGAGAGAACAAUCCUGACCGUCAAGAGGUUGAAAAUGCUCGAACAGAUGGCUUCCUGCCCUCGUCUUGCAGAGAGUCCCCCCCAAAUGGGGCUCUGUAGGACCAGAGACCCAGCUGACUUCUGUUUGACGCAUCUCGCCUUAUCCCCCCCCCUUCUUUUUUUAUUACUAUGUAUAAAGAUUUUUUACACGAGCGAAACUUAAUACCAUGUGGAUUUAAUUCAGCGUGUAGUUUCAAAUUGGAGUAGUUCCAAAAAUAAAUAAAAAAAACGCUGAGGUUUUUUUGGGGGUGGGGUGGGGGGAUGUCCUUGGGGAUCAGGAAUAAGCGCAGAACACUUAUUUCCAAACAACUGUCCUGUCAAUUGCUGAGUUAUUUUGGCACACACAGGAUUGGGCUUGAUUGAAGGAUGGUAACUCCCUUGUUCCCUGUUUGAUUUCAAAUUUCAUUCCACUGUAUUUAUUUUCCUCUGUUCCCUGUUUUAUGUCGGCUGAAAUCUUAACUACCGUUGUCGGAAAACUCUUUGUGGGAAAAGGGUCACGGUUUCAUCCAUGUCUCCAAUUACUCAUUUUGCUUCCCCCCCCUUCACGAAAGAUGCUUCCGUAGCAUCUGUUAAUAAAUUAACUCCCCUCUAUUUCCGUUCACCUCUUAAAGACACGAGUUAAGACUUAUCUGGUCCCGAUGCAUUUUCCCCUCUCUCCCAAUGUAAUGGUUUCGCGGCAGUCAUUCCUGUUUGCAUGCGCCCCGUUCAGACUAAAAUUAUUCUGUAAUUUUUGGAGGGGUGUGUGUGUGCGCGUUUCUAAACCGUUUUUUAUUGACAGAAGUGUUCAUGCCAGCCCUGCGAAUCAUCGUCCAGUGGAAGCCAUCCAUAAGUGGCAAUUUUUAACGGCGUCUCCAACUUUUUAAUACAGAAUCCUUUUAGAAGUAAAAGCGUCUUUGUUUAGCUUUUAGAUGUGCCAGUUUUUGGACGAUCAAUUGUCCCUUUUAUAGACUUGUUCCUGAAUUGGCCGCAUCGAGUCCUGUUCUCUAGCUUUCAUUUUUUUACUGAGCUGUUGCAUGAUUUCUCCUGUGUUACCAUCCUCAAUAAACAUUUUACGAAGUG
Molecule: messenger RNA, 1880 nt
Organism: Crotalus tigris (Tiger rattlesnake)
Lineage: Eukaryota; Metazoa; Chordata; Lepidosauria; Squamata; Viperidae
Gene: KDELR2
Product: KDEL endoplasmic reticulum protein retention receptor 2
Exons: 5
Coding region: 115-753 (212 amino acids)
Biological process (GO): endoplasmic reticulum to Golgi vesicle-mediated transport; protein retention in ER lumen
Cellular component (GO): membrane; endoplasmic reticulum; cis-Golgi network
Molecular function (GO): ER lumen protein retrieval receptor activity
Source: RefSeq, a predicted model, not a curated record